CAAGUGGAACAGUGAUGAGUGACCAGCAGCAGCAGCAGCAGCAGCAGCCUCAGUCCUCCCACAGCCCCCUCGACUGCUCCCCCUGGCCCCACCAUCACAUCCACACGGGCGCUGAGGCCGCGGCCUCCUUCCCUGAGUUCUGCCAGGCCUUCGGCUUCCCCGUGGGGCCCUCGGGGUCUGGCUCUCUGCUGCUCUUCUACGAGCUGCUGGACCAGAGCGGGGCCCUGGUGCAGAGGGGCCGCGUCACCGGGUGCACUCAGCUGGGCCAGCACCCUUGGGCCAUGCUAUUCGCACCACACAGCUACCUGUGUUCAGUGCUAGAUGUGUGUGACUCUGUGAGCUCCGUGCGUCUGUACACUAGCCACUCCCCGUGCGAGGACCCGGGCAGCCAGUGCUGCAGCCUCCUGCUGUCCUUCCUGCUCUUCGCCCAGCUCCACCACAUCCAGCACCAGGGAGGCCCCAGGCGCCCAGCUCCACCACAUCCAGCACCAGGGAGGCCCCAGGCGCCCAGCUCCACCACAUCCAGCACCAGGGAGGCCCCAGGCGCCCAGCUCCGCCACAUCCAGCCCCAGGGAGGCCCUGCGCAGCCUGGCUGCCCUCUGGCCCCGGGUCACCCUCAGCCCCCUGUCCGGCCGAGCCUGGGCUCUGCUGCUGGGCAGCUUCGUGGCAGAUGUCCCCUUGUCUGUCCGCCGGGCGGUGCUCCUGCCAGGGAGAGUGGAGGCAGACUGGCGGAAUGCUGUGGAGCUGUCAGCCAUAACUGGCAUGGGGCCAGCCUACCUGGACCUUCCCGCUCCCAGCACCACCGACGACACUAAUGCUGACCCGAACCAAGCCUCUGCUGGACCCAAAACCAUCCUACCUCCUCCCCAUCUCCUCACCACUGAGGACCCCCACCCCGACCCUGCCCGACGUCCAC
Messenger RNA from Alosa alosa (allis shad), 916 nucleotides. RefSeq lists its product as uncharacterized. The transcript has 3 exons. NCBI's taxonomy places the organism in Eukaryota, Metazoa, Chordata, Actinopteri, Clupeiformes, Clupeidae. The record is from RefSeq and is a predicted model, not a curated record. The coding region runs from base 15 to 815 and encodes 266 amino acids.